Stomoxys calcitrans (stable fly) is the source of this 4804-nucleotide messenger RNA. RefSeq names its product CDK5 and ABL1 enzyme substrate 1. Bases 2050 to 4500 code for a protein of 816 amino acids. The transcript is spliced from 10 exons. Gene Ontology annotation, biological process: regulation of cell cycle. Lineage: Eukaryota; Metazoa; Arthropoda; Insecta; Diptera; Muscidae. The record is from RefSeq and is a predicted model, not a curated record.
AUAAGCCUUAGUGAAGUUAGAUCAAAUAAAAGGAAUAGCCACCAUUAAAGGAAUUGUUUCGUUUCCUAUUUUUUACGCAAUUUCCAAUACUGCUCCCCCAAGAAUCCCCCUGUCCCAUACGUAUGACGAACCAACAACAUUGUUCCAGCACAACCAAUCGUUUAUUUGAGUAAUCAUCCAACGCGAGCAAGUGAAUCAAAAAAAAAGCAACAAAUACAUAUAAGAAAGGAAGAUAAACAGUUCAAAAAUAUAGCAAAAAAAAAAAAAAAAACACAAAGACCACUAUAUACGCUAAAGGGGGAGAAGUCUGAGGUCGUAUACUGGGGUUGUCUUGUCGGCUAACUAACCAACCACCCAACGGCGAAACCAAUCUUGAAAAAAUAUGUUAUUCUUAUUAUGAGUGUAUCGUCUCGUGAGUCCGGUUGAGUGUGAUUGAAAAAAAUAAAUAAAAAAGCAAUUUAAUGUUAAAUGGCUAUGAAAAUAUUUUGUUGUAAAAUAGUGCAAAAGCUUUUUUGUGUCUAUCGUGAAAAAAUCCUUGACCACAAAAUUUUUGAUUCCUAAGUGUUUUGUUUUGUGUAUUUUCGAUAAUAAUUUUUGGCAAAAUGGUCCGUUUGAAACACUUGUAAAAUUUCUCAAUCACCCACAAUUGUGAAAUAUUUUUCUGCACUUCUUCCUGUUGAGGAGAAUUUUCCGGUAAAUCAAAUUGAAACCUGCAAGCAGACGGUUGCAUCAAAACGGUAACACCAACAAAAAAAAAACUGCACUAAAAUUAAAAAAAAAUAAACCAAAACGCCACCUCAAUAUAAAAAUAUCAAUUGAAAAUUUGUUUAAAACAAUUUUCUUGGUAGCGGAAUUUCGGUAUAAUUACUUGAUUGCUUAUUUUCGAUUCGUGCAAAAUAAUAAAACGUCAAAAUGUCGCGUUUAAGUACUUCGUUUAGUAGUAAUUUAUAUUUUAAUUUAAAGACUAAAAAGUUUAUGUGAUAUUAGUUGAAAGAUAAACGGACACUUAUUUGCACUAUCGACAGUCAUUAGAGAUUCCCGUUUCUUUUCAAUAACGCCGCGCCGCUACUUGAAAAGUUUCCUUUGUUACUAAAGGAGCUUUGUUUGAGGAAAAGUAGAAUACCAACAACAAGGACACGCUAUAUCAAACAUUCAAGCCAUCAUCAUCAUCAUUAUCAAAAACCUAAAGAUAUAUGAAACGGUGAAGCUGAAAGAACAGCUGUCUUAAGAGAAAUAUUUGAGAGAAAGAGAGAAUACUAAAGAGAGAGUAAGAAUAUAAAGAAAAAUAUUCCAAAAAAAGAGAUCACAUCUAUUGAUCAAUACUUAAGAGAUAGCAGUUACUUUGUGUCAACGAAAGAGGGAGAGGAGAGGAGAGAGAGAGCUUAAAAUAAACAGUGAAAAAUAACUGUAAAACUGAAUAUUUUUAAAUCUUUGUAUUCACUGGAAUUUAAUCGAGGAAUUCGUUUAAGGACAGCAUUUGAAGAAAUCUGUUGGAAAAAUCCAUAAUAACCGAUAGAAGCUACAAGAGCUGACAAUUUCAAUAGAAAAACGAGACAAAGAGAAAAAUAAAAAGUCUAUAGAAACGCUAUACGAGAUACAUCAAUUGAAACAAGAGCCCUACCAACCAGCAGAAGGUUACGUUAAAGCCUUGAAUUCCAUUGACAAAGCAUAAAAGGACCUUAAAAAAGUUCAACCUAAGCUCUCUGUGAAGCCUUUAAAAACUUGAUAACUUGAAAAUUUCUUUAGCGAGACCUAGUCUUCAGAGAAAGUAUCUUCUCAUAAAUCAACUCUUGGAAAAACUUUCUCUUAUAGAAAAAACAAACUUCUCAAUCCUCGUUUUCUCACAAAUUAAAAAAAAAACAGUUGGCAACUCCUGCAUAUUUUUUUGGCCUGGCAAUUUUUCCCUUUUUAUUGCACCUUGCCUAAAGUGUAGCUCUUUCGCACACACACACACACACACAACACCACCUUACUCGUCGAUAGAUCAUCAACGGUGACUGUUUGCUUUUAAAACAGAGCACAUUCAUAAAGCCCAAUUGUUACUGCCUAAUGGCAAGUAGUUCGUUCAAUAAGACGAGACACAGGCGCAGACUGGCUGCGAUCUCGUUUCUAUCGAAUAUUUCAUUAGAUGGCACACAUCGGGAUACUAAAUUUGCAACAAUUGGCAUCUGUGGCACAGGUGCAGGCAAUAACGCAACGUCGGCAAGAUUACGCACAGGAGUUGGUGGAGCGACAAAGUACGGCAACAACGAAUAUCUCAGCGAAGGAGACGAAAAUCUAUUUGACAUCGAGGCGUCAGCAGGCGUUGGAGGUAUUAGCAGCAGCGGCAACGGAGUGGCGUCAGCAGCAACGGCCUUAUCAAUUGGCAAUGGCAUCGGUGGCAAAUUCAAUUCUGUGGGAGUGGAACUAUUCGGUCCUCAAUACAAUGGCAACAGUCUCAACAAUAACAACAGCAACACCAGCAGCAGCAACAACAAUAGUCAGCAGCAACAGCAAUCCUUCUAUAAUCAACAACAAAAAUCAUUCUAUCAUCAGCCACAGCAACAACAACAACAUUCCCAGCAACGCAAUGGCAGCAUUGGUGGCGGCAGCAAUAAGUCCCAACAUUUGCCCAGCAGUGCAGCAAAUGUACUGCUGGCCAGCUGUGCAGGCGCUGUCGCAGCCAUGGAUGAAGGCCACAUGGAUGUAUUGGCCUCUGGCGGUGCUGGUGGCGGCGGCAGCGGCAGCGGCAGCCUGGUGGGAAGUGAUGAUGCCGGUAGUGCAGAUGGUGAUGGGCAUUUUAGUGAAACUGAAAAUCUGGGUUACAACCUGAUAAAUGCUGUCCCAAUGCCAAACGCUACAAGCGAUGGAGGUAACAAACCUUUGGAUAAAUUGUCGACAAACGCUACAGCAACAGCAGCAGUUGCAGCAACCGCUGCCAAUGUAUCCGUUAUCCAACGUAAUGCUAAGAGACCCAACUCGGGCAGUGGUCGCCAACAGGGCAAUGGCAAUCUUAAAUGUAAUGGCAAGAUCAAUCAAAGACAACAGCCAACAUCCACUCAUCAUCCAACUCAACAAUAUCAUGCUGGCGGCAGUGGUGGUUCGGGAGCCGAAAGUGGCAGUGAUUCCGAUAGCGUUAAGAUACCAAUGAAGGUAUCCAGCAUGGGAGCAGGCAUAUUGAUGCCGUUGCGUGAAAGAACCUUUAGCAAUGUCUCUAACGAUUUACCACCCGAACGUCGUGCACGUCUUAAUACGGCACCCGGUAUGCGUGUCGGCAAUAGCAAUUCAACAUCUAUGACCUUUGGUGGCAUCGCCAAGAGACCAUAUAAUAUAAUUGGCUCCACGAUUUCGCAUAUAACCGAUGAUAGCAGCACGGAAAGUUUAACACCCGGCUCAUUUGGCAAUCGUGGCAGUAUACCGAAAUCGGUGCAAAUCAAUGAUGCCAAAGAUUUGCGUCUGAUGGGCUCACAGGCCCACAAGCAACAUCAGUACAAAGAUGAGAGAGUAGUUUUAGUAUCGCGUAAGGUGCCGUUUUUCAUAUUUUCGGCAUUGCCCUAUUAUAAGGGUAAAAAUGGAAGAGCGGAAUUACGCAAAGAGGGUCGUCGUCGCAAUACUUCGGCUUCACGACCCUUGUCGGCCAUCAAUGAUGCUCCCUUUGAUCCUUUUGAUUUAUUGGGCAUAGAGAGAGGUGAAAGUGGUCAGGAUAUUUCCUACGGCCAUUUAUUGAUACCCUCCCGCCAGUUUACCAAGGAGGGCAAAAAGCAUGGAACCACCAGUAGCUCUUUGGUUGAGGGUCAAAUUGAAAUAACUGGUACAGCGGCUUUGAAGAAUCACGGGAUUGCCAGGACAAAAUUUAUGACACGACAUAAAGGCCAAUGGUGUUUUACGUAUGAGAAUAAUAAUCGCAAUAAUGCCGCCAGCCCUUCGCCAGAUGUGAAACUCGAUUUUGAUGAAUCCUUGGACACAAGCCGAAGUUCACAACUUCAACAAUAUUCGGCCAAUAUUUUGGAUGAUCCUGAGUUAAUUGCUGGCAAACAUCGCACAUUGUUGACAUUUACUUCGUAUAUGACAUCGGUUAUCGAUUAUGUCAGACCAUCGGAUUUGAAAAAGGAGCUGAAUGAUAAAUUUCGAGAGAAAUUUCCUCAUAUACAAUUGACCUUGAGCAAACUGAGAAGCAUAAAACGAGAAAUGCGUCGCAUUAAUAAAUUGGAUAAUCGCAUUGAUUUGGUAACCAUCUCACAGGCCUAUGUGUAUUUUGAAAAAUUGAUAUUGGCCAAUUUGAUAAAUAAAUCCAAUAGAAAAUUAUGUGCCGGAGCUUGCCUAUUGCUGAGUGCCAAAAUGAAUGAUGUCAAGGGUGAUUUAUUGAAAAGUUUAAUAGAGAAAACUGAAAAUGUUUUCCGCCUGAAUCGCAAGGAAUUGAUUUCCUCUGAAUUUGCAGUUUUGGUUGCUUUAGAAUUUAGCCUACAUGUACCCAUGCAUGAGAUCUUACCUCACUAUCAACGUUUAUUGUACGAAUCCUAGAAUUGGCCUAAACGCUUUGUCGAUAAGCGUUUUCUAACGGCAGCCGCCAAUACAUCGCGUCAUUAUUUUCGUCGUUGUGCCAGCAGUAAAAAGUGAAUUACAGAACAGUAAAGGCAACUAAGUAAGAGGUAAUUUUAUAGAAAAAAAGGAACUUUGUUUUUUAAGUCAACGAUUUUUGUAUUAAUUUUAGAAAAAAAAUCGAUAAAUAACGGUAUACGAUAUUUUUUUUUAUAACGGAAAAAUCGAUUGUCUAGUUAACACAAAAACGCAUAUGGGUAUUUUAAUAAUGAAAAAAAAAAAAUCA